AUGAGUCGGCAACUGAACAUCAAGUCUGGUGGUGACAAGGGUGGCUUCAGUGGGCACUCAGCAGUGGUGCUGAGGAAGGCUGUGGGCAGUGCAGCUUCUCACCGUGUGGCUGGCAAAGGAGCUGGGGCUGGCUUCAGCAGUCAGAGUCUCUGCAGUCUCAGAGGGCAUCGGUGUAUUUCCCUCAACGUGGUUGCUGGUGGUGUUUGGACUGGAGGUUACAGCUUCCGGCCUGGCUCUGGGUAUAGAUGGGGCCGGGCGACUGGCUUUGCUGGCAGCAUGUUUGGCAGUGUGGUCCUGGGGCCUAUGUGCCCAUCCAUGUGCCCACCUGGGGGCAUUCAUCAAGUCACCAUCAACAAGAGCCUCCUGGCUCCCCUCAACCUGGAGCUGGACCCCAAGAUCCAGAAAGUAUGUGCCCAGGAGUGGGAGCAGAUCAAGGCUCUGAACAACAAGUUCGCCUCCUUCAUUGACAAGGUGCGGUUCCUGGAGCAGCAGAACCAGGUACUGGAGACAAAGUGGGAGCUGCUGCAGCAGCUGGACCUGAACAGCUGCAAGAAGAACCUGGAGCCCAUCUUUGAGGGUUACAUUAGAACCCUGCGGAAGCAGCUGGAAAUGCUGUCCGGGGACAGGGUGAGGCUGGACUCGGAGCUGAAGAGCAUGAGGAACCUGGUGGAGGACUACAAGAAGAGGUAUGAGGUGAAGAUUAAUCGGCGCACAGCAGCUGAGAACGAGUUUGUGGUACUCAAGAAGGAUGCAGACGCAGCCUACACAGCCAAGGUGGAGCUCCAGGCCCAAGUGGACUCUCUGGACAAAGACAUCAAGUUCCUCAAGUGUCUGUAUGAUGCGGAGAUGGCCCAGAUUCGGAAUCAUGUCAGUGAAACCUCCAUCAUCCUGUCCAUGGACAACAACCGGGACCUGAACCUGGACAGCAUCAUCGCUGAGGUCCGGGCCCAGUAUGAGAAGAUCGCCCUGAAGAGCAAGGCGGAGGCUGAGGCCCUGUACCAGGCCAAGUGUGCCAACCUGGAGACGGCCAUCGCUGAUGCUGAGCAGCGGGGCAACUGUGCCCUGAAGGAUGCUCGGGCCAAGCUGGAUGAGCUGGAGGCUGCCCUGCACCAGGGUAAGGAAGAACUGGCCCGGAUGCUGCGCGAGUACCAGGAGCUGAUGAGCCUGAAGCUGGCCCUGGACAUGGAGAUCGCCACCUACCGCAAGCUGCUGGAGGGCGAGGAGUGCAGGAUGUCUGGGGAAAAUCCGUCCUCUGUGAGCAUCUCCGUCAUCAUCAGCAGCAAUGCAAGCAGCUACCACCCCGGUUCCUCUGCGAGUACCGCCCUUGGUGCCAGUGGUGAGGCGGGCAGCUCCAACAGCACCCAAAGUGGGCAGACCACAAUCAAAGGGGCACGAGUGGGAGACCCCAAGGACUCUCAAGGCAAGAGCACCCCAGUCAGUGCCCCAGCCAGGAAAGCCACCAGCUAA
Messenger RNA from Hipposideros armiger (great roundleaf bat), 1467 nucleotides. RefSeq names its product keratin, type II cytoskeletal 74-like. Gene Ontology annotation, cellular component: keratin filament. Gene Ontology annotation, molecular function: structural constituent of skin epidermis. The transcript has 8 exons. The coding region runs from base 1 to 1467 and encodes 488 amino acids. Gene Ontology annotation, biological process: intermediate filament organization; keratinization. The record is from RefSeq and is a predicted model, not a curated record. NCBI's taxonomy places the organism in Eukaryota, Metazoa, Chordata, Mammalia, Chiroptera, Hipposideridae.